AUGAAUUAUUAUAAAAAAAAUAUAGCUGUAAAAAAUGAUGAACAUAUAUCUCUACCUCGAAUUUAUAAUUACAGAUCAUUAAGUUUAAAUAAAGAGAUUACAAGCUCUUCUGAAGUUAACAAUAAAAGGUACUUUUCUUUCAUUAAUUCAAAUCAAAUAUCAUCAGAUAGAUAUUAAUAGAAACCUUAACAUAUGAGAAAUAUACAAAGAAAAAACUAGAUGUUAAAAAUACAAUUAAAAAGGGUAUCUAAAUUAUAUAAAGUAGGUUUCACCACCUCGUUUGUAGUAUGAAACUUUAGAAGAGAUAUAUUUUAUUAGAUACAAAAAAAUAACAUGA
Messenger RNA from Paramecium pentaurelia, 337 nucleotides. NCBI's taxonomy places the organism in Eukaryota, Ciliophora, Oligohymenophorea, Peniculida, Parameciidae. The record is from the annotation of a GenBank genome assembly.